AUGGCGCUCCCCAUCGUCUCGAUCGCCUUCAUCGUCCUCGCCGCCCUAGCCAUCCUCGAGCUCGGCCUCCUCGCCUACGUCGCCGACGCCUUCCGCAGCUUCACACCCUCCUCCGUCGCCUUCUCCAUCUUCAACACCAUCUGGACCCUCCUCGUUGCCGCCUACUUCCUCGCCACCCCGCGCUUCGCGCCCCAAUUCUUCCACAAGCUCGUCGGCCUAGCCCUCCUCGCCGUCUCCACCAUCUUCUGGUUCGCCGGCGCCGUCGCCAUGGCCGCCUACCUGGGCGUGCCGCGCUCCUGCAGCAAGUUUAAUGCGUGCAGGACGUUUCAGGCCGGGAUUGCUUUUGCGUUUUUCAUUUGGGCCAUCUUCACGGGUAUCACAGCCCUCGAAGCUCUCGACGCCGUAAAGAACCGAAGCGCUGCUCCCGCCGAUGUCCAGCUUGAGGCGAACAAGCCCCAGCCUAGCGCCGCACCCUAUCCUGCAGCCUAA
Molecule: messenger RNA, 489 nt
Organism: Scedosporium apiospermum
Lineage: Eukaryota; Fungi; Ascomycota; Sordariomycetes; Microascales; Microascaceae
Exons: 3
Coding region: 1-489 (162 amino acids)
Cellular component (GO): membrane
Source: RefSeq, a predicted model, not a curated record